AUGGAAAUCAGUCACUCUGGUCCUUGGUCUGAGACAGGCAGUGCUGCACGCUUAACAGCACGUUUAACUUUCCAAAGCCAGGUAAUCAAUCAGCGACUCGCCCUGGAAUUGUACGACACCGCGGCCAGCCAAGCUGCCGACGGCGCGCUCCGCGUCGUCGGUGGCCGCUUGGCCGCCCUGGGGCUCCAUCUGUACGGCGGUUCCGUACUGCCUUGCGACGGCAUCCGUUAUUGUACGGCCCUGACGGAGCUGCGGCUGCAGCUCAGCAUGGAUCCAAACAUGCACAUAGGGCCCUUCAAGUACGGCUCGCAGCCGUACUCCUCCAAAUGUUUGAAGCGACGCAGUGACAGUGUCAGCGGCGGCAACGGCGGCGGCGGCGGCAGGGUUUUGGCGCCAACGGACGCCGCGGCACUUGCGGCGCUGACGCAGGCGGACUUUGGCGUCCGUCAGCAGUACAGACAGCAGCAGCCAUCCCCGCCGGCAGCGGCAGUAGCAGCAGCGGCUGCUACCGUGACGGCGGGGAACGGCGUAUCAACCGCUAUGGAGGCGGCGGCGGCGGCAGUAGCCGGGCGGGCGGUUCCGCCCGCCGUCGCAGCCAUCGCGUCGCUGACGCAACUGCGUUGCCUUGAGCUGUACGGCAGUUGCAUCGACCGGAUUCUGGAUCCGCCGUAUCGUUUGCUCGGCCUGGAGGCGUUACGUAACCUGAAGCGUCUGCGGAUUGACCUACCGGCCGACACCACCACCACCACCACAACAACAACAACGACAACAUCACCGCAGGAGCGCUUUCUGAGCGGCGGCGGCGGCGGCGGCGGCGGCGCGAUGCGGCAGCGCGCGGGUAUAGCGGCAGAAGGCGGCGGCGGCGGCGCCUCCAUCCCGUCGCAGUCAGGAGCGUCUAGCAACUGGCGACUGGGCCCGACACUGGCGGCGCUGACGUGGCUUCAAGAUUUGGAUGUCGGUGUGUCGUACGAGCUGCCGGCGGAGGCGCUGCCGUCGCUGGCGGCGCUAUCUCAGCUGACCCGCCUGGGUUGUAGCACCUUCUUGACGCCGCCGCCGCAGCACCUGCACCAAGCGCCUCCGCCGCCGCCGCCGCCGCAGCAGCAGCAGCAGCUACAGCACGAACAACAACAACAACAACAACACUAUCAACAACAACAACAUCUACGCCACAACCAGCAUUGGCCGCUCCUUCAUUACUCGCCGCUGCCGGCUUCCCUGGAGCACUUGCAGGUCGCGUCCCUUCCGGCGGUGCCUGUUUUAGCAACACUGGCGACGCUGCCGCGCCUUAAGAUGCUGACUCUUACACGCCGUACGACUAACGGAGUUGCCGACGGCGGCAUCCUAUUCCCGAUUUCUUCGGCAAGUGUGGAUCGUCUGGACGGCGGCGGCAGCCGCCAUGCCGCCGUCGACGCUGCUCCAGCGGCGGCGGCGGCGCCGCCGCCGUCAGGCGGCUCCGCCGCCGCCGCCGCCGCCGCCGUGGCCCCGUACGAGCCCCUUCGCCUGAUUCUUGUCGGCGAGGAGUUCUCCCACGCAGACCGACAGCGGGUGGCGGCGGUGGACAGGACGGAGGACGUGGCGGCGGCGGCGGCGCUGCUGCGGCGGCUACUGCCGCCAGCGGCGCUGCGGCGCGUGGCGCUACAGCCGUUCGGUCGCGCCCCAGCGGCGAUGCUGGAGGGCCCUCACGCGGCGUGGCUUGGGGAGCUCGCGGCCUUGGGGACGGCGGUGGAGGCGGUAGAGCUGGCGGCGUUUGCGUUGGAGCCCGGAGACCUGGGGGCGCUGCGUACGGCACUGCCGAACCUACAGGUGUGGGGGGGUCGUACGCAGUAG
Messenger RNA from Volvox carteri f. nagariensis, 1827 nucleotides. RefSeq lists its product as uncharacterized. Bases 1 to 1827 code for a protein of 608 amino acids. The transcript has 4 exons. Lineage: Eukaryota; Viridiplantae; Chlorophyta; Chlorophyceae; Chlamydomonadales; Volvocaceae. The record is from RefSeq and is a predicted model, not a curated record.